AUGGAAAUAUCUCUGACUAUCAUCUCCAGAACUCUGGAAAAUCUUCAAGUUUUAAAAGGCGUUCCAAUGAAAUGCCAACUGACAAGUUCUGCACCCAACCUCUCCCACAUCCGUCUCGCCAACUUCAAUGCGUGUUUCAAUUCUGAUGUGGUCAAACGAUUGCGAGUUCUUGAAGACACUCCAGGCACAAAAGGAAUUAUCGAGAACCUCGCUUUGGUUGAUCCCAGCGACUUUCAGAUGAAGAAUAAGUUCUUCUGUCACCGCGAUGAUUCCAGCACCACGCCCACUCGUUUCUUCUUGCUCGGCGAAGUGACAAACAGCUCUCUCCUUAGUGGAGAUGUUUCUCGCAACAUAUCUGUUUGUUUCUCCAAUCGCUCCUUUCCCCGCGCUAUGGCAGUCGUCGGCGACGCGCUUGCAGAAAAAGCUGUAUUCCUUCCAUCUUUUCACCAGGGAGUCAGCAUCACCACUGCAAAACGACCUCUGAAAGAGACGAGUACGAGUCCUGCAACCAUACGAGGUCUCACAUCUUCCUCCCAACACUCUGCAGAUUAUAAUUUGCCAGAUCCUGUUCCUGUCUACAAUGGAACUCGCCCUUUUCGGCUCGGACAAUACAAAGAACUUUCGCAAAUUGUAGGCGACAAAAUCUCGCCUAAUUCCGCCGUCGCCGUCAUUUUCACUCUCAGUACGUACCCAUACGACAAACUCAAAAGUCACAUCAAACAUCAAGCUGUCAAUACGUCGAUUACUUUCAACAUUCAAAGUAUCAUCUGGCUUGCAUUCCCAUCAUCAGAAGCAACAAUUGAUCCAUCUCUUCCACCUGCCGAACCAUUUGGAGUCACUUCAGAUUAUCUUCUUGAUGACUCCCCCCCAGUUCAACAGCCAGCAAUCAAUCCCCAGGAGGGAACCCGUGUGCACAACAUCAACGUCGCAGAACGAGUUUGCGGGCGGCGGUACCAUGGUCGUUCAGAGAUGACGAAGCAUCAGCGGAAAGCAUUCCAAAAAUGCGGUGACCAGUUGGUGUACCAAUUGCUGGAAAUCGAUAGAUUGCGCGGACGUAUGGCUCUAAACAAUCCAAGAUUUGCGGCAUACGAUACGUUCCCUGGGCGACAUGGUAGAGUCGACAGCGCAUCAGCGGAACAAGGACAGCUAGCUAGCGCGGAGCGGAUGGCGAUACAACCAUUCAACGUCAAAAUGGACGCCUACGAUCUCAACAACAGUAGUGCCGACGUCGUCAACGCCAAUUUCGGGAAUAUGUUGCAUGGCUGCGGUGCAUUCCCACAAGCAGAAAGAUAUCGCACGCACGCAGAGGCUCAGCCUAACUAA
Laccaria bicolor S238N-H82 is the source of this 1323-nucleotide messenger RNA. RefSeq lists its product as uncharacterized. The record is from RefSeq and is a predicted model, not a curated record. NCBI's taxonomy places the organism in Eukaryota, Fungi, Basidiomycota, Agaricomycetes, Agaricales, Hydnangiaceae. The transcript is spliced from 6 exons. Bases 1 to 1323 code for a protein of 440 amino acids.